GCGGCAGUGCCGGCGGGUCCUGGGGCAGCGCGAGAUAUCCGCGGCGCUGCGGGGCUAGGCCGGCGAGCCCGGGACGCGCCUGGUCGCAGCUCAGCGUCCGCGGAGCGGAAGGGCAGAGCUGCACUUGCCUGGUCUGAGCGUCUCACGGUCCCGGCCCCGCCGGGCGGACCCGGCUGCCCCAAGAGCGCGACGAGGAGUCGGGCGGGCGGCGGGCGCGCUCCCCGCGGCCCCGGGAUGACUUCUCCGGGCUCCCCUCUGGCGCCUCUCCUGCUUCUUUCUCUGCACGGUGUUGCAGCUUCCCUGGAAGUCUCUGAGAGCCCUGGGAGUAUCCAAGUGGCCCGGGGCCAGACCGCAGUCCUGCCCUGUACUUUUACUACCAGCGCUGCCCUCAUUAACCUCAAUGUCAUUUGGAUGGUCAUUCCUCUCUCCAAUGCUAAUCAACCUGAGCAGGUCAUUCUGUACCAGGGUGGACAGAUGUUCGAUGGUGCCCCCCGGUUCCAUGGUAGGGUAGGAUUUACAGGCACUCUGCCGGCCACCAAUGUCUCUAUCUUCAUUAAUAACACUCAGCUGUCAGAUACAGGCACCUACCAGUGUUUGGUCAACAACCUUCCAGAUAGAGGGGGCAGAAACAUUGGGGUCACCGGUCUCACAGUUUUAGUUCCCCCUUCUGCCCCACACUGCCAAAUCCAAGGAUCCCAGGAUAUCGGCAGCGAUGUCAUCCUGCUCUGUAGCUCAGAGGAAGGCAUCCCUCGGCCAACUUACCUUUGGGAGAAGUUAGACAAUACCCUCAAACUACCUCCAACAGCCACUCAGGACCAGGUCCAGGGGACAGUCACCAUCCGGAACAUCAGUGCUCUGUCUUCAGGCUUGUACCAGUGCGUGGCUUCUAAUGCCAUUGGAACCAGCACCUGCCUUUUGGAUCUCCAGGUUAUUUCACCCCAGCCCAGGAGCAUUGGACUAAUAGCUGGAGCCAUUGGCACUGGUGCAGUUAUUAUCAUUUUUUGCAUUGCACUAAUUUUAGGGGCAUUCUUUUACUGGAGAAGCAAAAACAAAGAGGAGGAGGAAGAAGAAAUUCCUAAUGAAAUAAGAGAGGAUGAUCUUCCACCUAAAUGUUCUUCUUCUGCCAAAGCAUUUCACACCGAGAUAUCCUCCUCAGAGAACAACACAUUGACCUCUUCCAAUACGUACAACAGUCGAUACUGGAGCAACAAUCCAAAAGUUCACAGAAACACCGAGUCAUCCAACCACUUCAGUGACUUGCUCCACUCAGGCAAUGCCAAUAUACCGUCCAUCUAUGCUAAUGGGAACCACCUGGUCCCAGCUCCACAUAAGACUCUAGUAGUGACAGCCAACAGAGGGUCAUCCCCACAGGUUGUGUCCAGGAGCAACGGCUCAGUCAGCAGGAAACCUCGGCCUCAACACACACACUCGUACACCAUCAGCCAAGCAACACUGGAGCGAAUUGGUGCUGUCCCUGUCAUGGUGCCAGCCCAGAGUCGGGCCGGGUCCCUGGUAUAGGACCUGAGUGGAUAAAGUAUUCAGAAAAGAAUCAGUGGAAUGCCCCAAGCAGGGGGAGGGUGGGGUGAACAAGUUCUGGGAAAGAAACACUUUUCCUUGUAAGGAUACUAGUAAAAAGCACAAAAGAAAAGGCAAUGCCGUUACCUGGCCAGUGAGUUUUGUGGAAUGAACUGGGAUUCUCCAUCUUGAAGACUUGUUUCCCCACCACAGAUGUCCUAGGAUUCUGUCCAAAAAACUGGAUCUCAAAGAUGUGCCAAGCCAAGGAAAAAGUUGUAAGAGCAGAAUAGCCCUUAAAACCCAACUGCAGUCCAGAUGGGCUUGUCCUUUAAUUCAUGCCUAACUAAUAAUUUUUCAAGAGACUAAAGUGCCAGCUGAAGUUUAAAUGAUGAAAUUAUUUAAAAAUAUAGUUGUCUUUAGAAAAAAUGAGCAACCCUGAUAUCAUUACCAUUCCCUCUUUAUCUAGAGGGCUUAAUGGCACGAAUAGUUAAUACUGGUCCCUACAGGGCUGGUUCUUGUAUCAUAGAAUAAAAGCUUUUUACACAAAAUUCAGUAAGAAAAGGGGGAAAACAAAAGCAACUUCUCUGAGAAGCCCCUUCAUAUUUAUUUAUUUAUCCCUUCCUGAACCAUGAAUUUCAUAUUUGGAAUAUUGCUGUAUUGACAGAUUGUUGCCUGUCUGUUUUUCUAGGGUCUGUUCCAGGUCCAUGACAAUUACUGUUCAUUAUUUCCUGGAAGAAUAUUUUUUUAAAAGAAAACUAUUUUUUUUAAAAGACAUGAGAAGCAUAGGGCUAGGAAAGAAAAGACUACUGUUUAUAGCACAUUCAGUGAUUAGGUUUGUUGAGAGUAUCGGGAGGCCCCUCACAAGGGACAGCGAGCUGGGCUGUGUCCGAGGGACUUGCGCAUCCCUGGCAGGCUCAGAGCAGGGCUGUCCAGGGUUCCCUGCUUUCACACUAGGUUACUCUUAAUGAGGGCAGCACCUGAUGCCUUUUGCAUCGAGGUAGAUAAUGUUCUCCUUGUUUGACAAGUCGAGGUUAGUAGGUUUUUACAGGGAGGUCAGGAGUUGUUCUGUUGUUGUUGUUUUCAAAAUAAUUAUUUUUGAAAAAGAGAUAAGAUUGAGACAAAAGGGAUGCCUUCAGGUAUGCUCCUGGGAGGGUCUGCCCUAUAUUUGUCACAGCUCAGGGUUGUAGUUUUGCCCAAAUGCGUUUUAUACCACUGUAAAGAGACUCCUUCUGUGAUUAAUUACCUGGCUUGGCUGGCCUUGGAGUUCACCAGAUAAUUUACAGACUCCCCACUGUUUUUCGCUGUGUGGAUCUGGGCAUACUUGUAACGGGGACUAUCUUGCCUUAAUCACACUUUAAGCAACACAGAAAUGAUUUGUUCGAGAAUCGUUCUCUGAAUUAUUUAUGAGGCCGACCUCGUGGUUCCAUAAGAGCAUCAUUUCUUUCCCAAUGUUGUCUCGCACUCCCUCUUUGCACUAUGCCUUUUGCCCUCUUUUCCUGCAGCAUAGUCGUCACAGGGAGUGGCUUCCUGAUUUUCAGACCUACUUGGAGAAAUGGAAGCCAGCAGCUGCUGCACACACUGUUUUCUGGGAGGGCUACACUCAGAACCUAACCAUUGUAGCCAUUUCAAUAUUGAUGAAAUGCUGAAUUUACAUUAGCAUUACUUAUUUUCUCCAUGUGAUGGUUCUUGACUUUGUAAAAAAUUAAAUAAAUGAAUGUCUAUACUUUUUCUAAAGAAGAGUGAAAAUACCAUGACAGAAAAGGUACUAUCAGAUGUUGUUUAGAAAGCAUUUAUCUUGCAUUUCUUUAUUCUUUCUAAUGAUCUAAAAUUCAAUAAAAGUUUAUUCAUAUAAAAACAAGUUGUCAUUAAUUAUCACACAUUAAUGAAUAUAUGAUCUUAUAUGUAGUGUUCUUUACAAGAAUUUUCUAUUCUGUUCAGUAGUGUUCAUAAUAAUUUUAAUGAGCAUACAGUACUCUAGAAAUUACUUUACCUUACUUAUUAGAGAUUUGAGUCCAGUUCUCCCAUGUACGACUGAAAAUGCAAUGCCCCUUUCAUACAUUGCACUAUU
Messenger RNA from Neofelis nebulosa (Clouded leopard), 3583 nucleotides. RefSeq names its product immunoglobulin superfamily member 11 (gene IGSF11). The record is from RefSeq and is a predicted model, not a curated record. Gene Ontology annotation, biological process: homophilic cell-cell adhesion. The transcript has 7 exons. Gene Ontology annotation, cellular component: cell-cell junction. Bases 235 to 1518 code for a protein of 427 amino acids. Gene Ontology annotation, molecular function: ionotropic glutamate receptor binding. NCBI's taxonomy places the organism in Eukaryota, Metazoa, Chordata, Mammalia, Carnivora, Felidae.